AUGGUGCUCAUUACUCAACUUCUAUCGGGCCUUGCCCUUGCUUCAGGCAUCCUUGCAUCACCUAUCGAGCGUCGUGCUGUUAUUAACCACGAUGCUGUCGUUGGGUUUCCGCAAACAGUUCCAUCCAAUACAGCUGGCUCACUCUAUCUGAAGUACAAGCCUUACCUCAAGGUCUUCAACGGAUGUGUGCCGUUCCCCGCGGUUGAUAGUAAUGGAAACACUGGUGGAGGCCUAGCCACAAGUGGCUCAUCUAAUGGAGGUUGCAGUAGCAGUCCCGGCCAGGUCUACGUACGAGGCGGGACUUACAAUGGCCGCUACGGCAUUAUGUAUUCUUGGUAUAUGCCAAAGGAUUCACCCUCUCCCGGACUAGGACAUCGCCACGACUGGGAAAACGCGGUGAUAUGGCUGUCUGGUGAAAGCACAAGUGCUACAGUUGUUGGCAUGGCAGUUUCUCAACAUGGAGGAUAUGACAAGAGAACUUCUGGUACAUUCUCCGGAAACAGUCCCUUAGUGGGCUAUACUGCCAUCUGGCCUACCAACCACCAAAUGAUCUUCACCAACGACCAAGGUGGCCAGCAGCCGUUGAUUGCCUGGGAGAGUUUGACCGCUGCGGCUCGUACAGCUUUGACAAACACUGACUUCGGCAGUGCCAACGUCCCCUUCAAGGACGGAAGCUUUGAGUCAAAUCUGGACAAGGCAGCUGUCUGAAACCUCACACAGAUUCUCAUGUGUGCAAGAGAUGUGCUGAAAGGGGAUUGACAACGGUUCAAAGCCUCUAAUCUGACAGAUUCCUAAUACACACGUGUUAAUCGACAGCAUAAGUCGGUAUUCGCAUAACGAAUAUCCUCUCAAAGAACUACAUGUUGUUGCCUCAUAAUUGACCCUGCGUUGUUGUUAAUGUGAUGGUCGUUUGCCACUCUUUCUACCCAUCCAAUUACA
This is a messenger RNA of Fusarium odoratissimum NRRL 54006, 939 nucleotides long. RefSeq lists its product as uncharacterized. The record is from RefSeq and is a predicted model, not a curated record. Bases 1 to 708 code for a protein of 235 amino acids. NCBI's taxonomy places the organism in Eukaryota, Fungi, Ascomycota, Sordariomycetes, Hypocreales, Nectriaceae. The transcript is spliced from 2 exons.